GAUCGGACGGUCGAGACGAGAGCGACACGAGCUGCAUUCCUUCCUCCAUCCUCUGUCUUGUUGGAGCCGCAGCCACUCUGGUCUUCCCCAUCGCUUCUUCUGUGAAAGGAAUCUCCCCCGCUCCAUACUCCAUAGCCCCCUCGCCGUUUUCCUCUUCCAGCCUCGUUUCGGCGCCUAUACUAUACCUUCCAGAAGGGAAGGCUACGCCGCUGCAUGCCUGCCUGCAUCCUCGCAAAUAAAAACUCUCAAAGCUAGCCGAACCCUACUCCUCUGUCCCGUACUGCCUUUCAUCUCCCUUCCUUCCCCUUUGAGACUUCACUCCACCCUGAGCACCUUCCAGCACGGCCGCCUCACUCCUGCCCGAUCUUCCAGCGCGGGUCUUCGGCAAGGGCUCUGCCGCCGUUCCUUGCCGUACAGUUACCGACGACGGUGGUGCACUGUUUACACGGCGGGUAAACUCGCCACGGAGGCGCGGCCGGGAACGGCGGCGGUAUCAGCCGGGCGGGGAAGCCGUCAGUUGCAUUACCAGCAUCACCAUUAAUUAGUGGCAGUACCCUCCUCGUCACGCCGGCCGGCAAGAGGCGGAGAAGCUUGCAUCGCGUGUUUUGCUCCCCGUCCCGUUCUUCACAAGUCAAACCCCCAACAGCUGUUUUCAGUUUUGAUUAACACCAAAACCAUCAUUUUUCGACGCCAAGAUACACCGCACACUGUUUACCCGACGGGUAGGUCAGCCAAGGGGCCGGCCAGGAGCAGCGGCGAUAUCUACCGGGCAGGAAGCCGUCAGUUGCCUUCUGUAACUGCGGUGCAGCGAGAAGUGAUUAUCCCGUGUUGUUGAGCGUUGGAGGAGGGCAGCGGAGGAGGAGGAGGAAGCGAAGAUGCUGGCCUGCAUCGCGUGCUCCGCGAAGGAAGGCGGGGAGGACGGCUCCCGUGCUGCGGCCACGCCGGCGGUCAGGUCUCUCACCUCACAGCUCAAGGACAUGGUGCUCAAGUUCUCCGGCUCCAGCAAGCACUACAAGGGGGCGGCCGCCGGGAGCCCCUCUUUCAGAAGCUACCGACGCCCCUACCCGGGCUUCGUCGACGACACUACCUUCACGCCGACGGGCAGGCCUGCAAGCGACGCCGGCGCGUACACAAGGACUAGUGCGGCAGCCGCGAACGGGAGCGCGCGGGCUGCCUCGUCGGCAACGUGGGACAUGACCGGGCGCGGAUGGCCGGGCGUGGACGAGCAGGACGGCGGCGAGAUCGUCGCGGCUGGGGGGGACGCCGCCGUGCCCAGGGAGUGGACGGCGCAGGUGGAGCCCGGCGUGCAGAUCACCUUCGUCACGCUCCCCGGCGGCGGCAACGACCUCAAGCGCAUCCGCUUCAGCCGUGAGAUGUUUAACAAGUGGGAGGCGCAGCGGUGGUGGGGAGAGAACUACGACCGCAUCGUGGAGCUGUACAACGUGCAGACGUUCAGCGGCCGGCAGCAGGGGGCCUCCACUCCGACGUCCUCCGUCGACGACUCGCUUCUGAGAGAUUCGUCCUAUUCCCGGGGCGGCUCCACGAGGGACAGCCCGGUAGUCAUGAUGCCGCCGCCGCCGCCGUCAUCCUCGUCGAGCAAAGACCCGAUGUCCCGGAGCGUGUCGUGCAAGGCGAUGAUGCCGCCGCCGUCGGGGCCUUACGGGGCGGGGCCAUCCACCAGGGCGGCGUACUACCCGUCCGCGGCGGCCGUGCCGGACCCGUCCGACCACGUGUGGGCGCACCACUUCAACAUGCUCAACUCCGCGGCGGCCGGCGGGCAUUCCUCCUACGACCCGUCGCGCGCCACCACCUCCUCCCGCGACGAGGCCUCCGUGUCCAUCAGCAACGUCAGCGACAUGGAGGCGACGGAGUGGAUCGAGCAGGACGAGCCCGGCGUGUGCCUCACCAUCCGCGAGCUCGGCGACGGCACCCGCGAGCUCCGCCGCGUCCGGUUCAGCCGGGAGAGGUUUGGCGAGGACCGGGCGAAGGUGUGGUGGGAGCAGAACAGAGACAGAAUACAGGCGCAGUAUCUGUAGUUGAUCUGGUUAAGCUAGCGGUGUUGGAGAUAGAUUAAGGGAGAUAAUGGUGAAAAGAGUGUGAAGAAGGGAUAACCGGAUAGGUGGAAGCAAACUAGUGGUGACCGUGGUGCUCGGCUUGGUGAAAUAUGGAGGUUGCGUUUGAAUUUCAAUGUGCUCCUCUGCUUUCUGUAGACUUUAGACAUGUAUAAACCUGAUAUGCUCGCCUGUCUUUGGCUUAGUUUACCUUUUCUAAGGCACCAAUGUGGUUCAUUCGUUGGUUUGAUUUAAUGUUAUGUUUUUGCGUUUC
Messenger RNA from Aegilops tauschii subsp. strangulata, 2325 nucleotides. RefSeq names its product protein Brevis radix-like 2. The record is from RefSeq and is a predicted model, not a curated record. NCBI's taxonomy places the organism in Eukaryota, Viridiplantae, Streptophyta, Magnoliopsida, Poales, Poaceae.